AUGUGCGUGGAUUUUCGCAAAUUAAAUGAAGUGACUGUUAAAGACCAAUUCCCACUUCCACGUAUAGACGACUACAUAGAUCGAUUAGGUCAUAACAGGUACUUCACCAGUCUUGAUAUGGCUAUUGGUUUCCACCAGAUCCCAGUCAGCGAGGGGUCCAUUCCACUCACGGCAUUUGUCACGCCGGAGGGGCAUUUCGAAUAUCUAACAAUGCCUUACGGCCUAGCCAAUGCUCCGGUUGUGUAUCAGCGUAUCAUAUCGAAAACUCUCCGAAAGUUUAUUGAUUCUGGUGAUGUGCUUGUAUAUAUCGACGAUGUGCUGAUAUUGAGUAGAACAAUAGACCUGGAUUUUGACCUUUUGCACCAAGUUUUGACAGCCCUGACUGAAGCGGGGUUUUCGGUUAAUUUAAAAAAGUGUUCUUUUCUAACAGAAGAAAUUGAGUACCUAGGACGUAAAAUUAGCCAGGGUCAGGUACGACCGAGCCCUAACAAAGUCAAAGCCUUGGUCGAGUCCCCAGAACCGAAAAAUGUGAAACAGGUUCGCCAGUUCUUGGGUUUAGCCAAUUAUUUUCGCAGAUAUAUACCAAAUUUUGCUCAAAAGUCUACCUGUAUAACAGCUCUAACUAAAAAGGGGGUUGAAUUUAACUGGGGCAAGGAACAACAGACUGCGCGUAAUGAACAAAUUGAAUGCCUAACUGGCGAGCAUGUUCUCGCAGUAUAUGACCCGUCCUUGCCGAUUGAAGUCCAUACGGACGCGAGUUCCGUCAGAUACGGGGCUAUUUUGCUGCAAAUGCACGAGGGUGGCCACAGGCGAGUGGUUGCUUAUUUCAGUAAGCUCACACAAGGGGCCGAGAAUAGGUAUCACUCGUACGAGCUUGAAACCCUUGCAGUUGUAAAAAGCAUUGCAGCAUUUUCGACUUUAUCUUGUGGGUGUGCGUUUUACUGUAGUUACGGAUUGUAA
Molecule: messenger RNA, 960 nt
Organism: Parnassius apollo (apollo)
Lineage: Eukaryota; Metazoa; Arthropoda; Insecta; Lepidoptera; Papilionidae
Source: the annotation of a GenBank genome assembly